Messenger RNA from Tyto alba (common barn owl), 3724 nucleotides. RefSeq names its product neurturin. The record is from RefSeq and is a predicted model, not a curated record. Gene Ontology annotation, molecular function: glial cell-derived neurotrophic factor receptor binding; receptor tyrosine kinase binding; growth factor activity. NCBI's taxonomy places the organism in Eukaryota, Metazoa, Chordata, Aves, Strigiformes, Tytonidae. The transcript is spliced from 3 exons. Bases 512 to 1189 code for a protein of 225 amino acids.
AGCGAGCGACGGAGAGAGCGGCAAGGACGGGAGCAGCAGGGUGGGAGAUGAGGGCAGCCGAGGCUGGAGGGAAGGCAGCGCCUUUAUUUGCCCUCGCGGGGAUCAGCUGGGGCUGAGCCGGUCCCGACGCGGGGACCUGGCAGGACACCGCGGCAGAAAUCGCCACGCUGCCACGCUCGGGUCCACGUCUGCAGUGGGGUUCCUCCCCGCCGAGCACCCGCUGCGUAUCCCCUGUUAAUUAAUGACAUGAAAGCCCACGCAGGACCUCCGGGGAAGGAAUCAAAGGCUCCGGCGCUGCCUCCCAGGGCGUGGAUGUGUCCCGCGGGGUCGCCUGCCUCCCCGCAGCCCCGCGCCGUGCCGGGGCGCACGCCAGACGGUGAGAGCAGAAAUCCCACGGGACGGACGGGAGACGGUGAGAUCGGCCGGCACCAUCCCGGCACCCGGCUCGCGAGGACUCCUUGAAGGACUCCAGCCCCCAAAACGGAGUUUCAAUGUUCUGACUUGCUCUAAGAUGAAGGUAUGGAAGUUUGCAGCCAUUGCAUCGAUGCUCCUCAGUUCCAUGUUAUCCAUUUUAGUUUGUAGAGACAUGUUCAACGGAAGCCGGAAAUACAGCCCCUUGCCUUCCUCGCCGUCUUCCUCACGGGCAUCCUCCUCCUCCUCCUCCUCCUCCUCCUCGCUGCCGGCAGCUCCACGGAGAUCCCCACGGGCCCUGCAACGCCACAGCUCGCUGCUCUCCCAGUACAGCAGCUUGCUGGAGAGCUACACGGAGGGGGAGAUCCGGCAGCUGAUCUCGGCGCUGGUGGAGCGCUACAGCCAGGCCAUGAACUCGGGCGGCCACGAGCUGCCGCUCUUCCCCCGGGGGGGCAGCCGCAGGAAACGCGCCCGCGCCCGCCACAAACCCUGCGCCCUGAAGGAGCUGGAGGUGAGCGUCAGCGAGCUGGGCCUGGGCUACGAGUCGGAUGAGACGGUGCUUUUCCGCUACUGCAGCGGCACCUGCGAGGCGGCCGUCCGGAGCUACGACCUGUCGCUGAAGAGCAUGAGGAGCAGGAGGAGGAUCAAGAAGGAGAAGGUCCGGGCUCGGCCCUGCUGCCGGCCGCUGGCGUACGACGACGACGUCUCCUUCUUGGACGCCUACAACCGCUACUACACCGUCAACGAGCUCUCGGCCAAGGAGUGCGGCUGCGUGUGAAGGGCCGGGGGUUCCCCCCCCACCACCCCCCAAGGAGGAGCGGGUGGAAGAGGUGAUGCCCCGGCCCCAAAACCCCGCUGGCCGCCAGGCAGAGGGACGGGGGGGGCUGCGGCGGGGGGGGGGGGGGGAGAGGGACGAGCCCCAAACCUCUGGCUGGAGGAGGAGAGACUGAGCUGCUGGCGCGUCCCUCGCUGUUCCCGUCCCGCGCGCUGCACAGGACUAGAGACGUGGCUGUCGGUGCCAGGGAAGGCUGCGGUUGUUGGAACGGUGACGGUUGCUUGUUGUGUCCCCCCCCCCCACCACCCCCACCCCCGGGGGUGGCCCCCGCGGUCCCUGUCAGCACCUCCGGGGAGGGUGACAGCGGGUGUGCAACACGCACAGGGCGCGUCCCGCGCGCGGGGUGCGCGGGGUGCGUUCCGUGUCCCACGUACAGGUGACGUUCCCGGCAGAGGGGGUGUUGCAGAGGGGGUGUCCCCCCCCCGCACGGGGCGUGCCACGCGCCGCAGGGGUGACGGGUGCGCUUGUGCACGGGGGGGGGUGUUGUUGGUUGUUGUGGAGGUGUUGCUGCGUGUGGUGUGGUGCCAGUGGCGUGCGGUACUGGAGAGGGUGCACUUGUGCGCGCGUGCGACGGGGUGCACUUACAGGUGUGUGUGUGGGGGGGGGGGGGGCAUUAGGUGGCUGCGGGUGCCCCGUGCUCCCCCAGGACACGGCGGGCUGAGCCCUGCGGGCUGUAGCUGCCCCGCGCGGGGGUUUCUGCGGGUUUUGUGAACCUCGGUGCCAGGGUCCCUGCACUGCCAGGGGCAAUUCAGCCCCCCCAAAUCCCUGUGUUUGGGAGCAGAGAGAUACCGACAGUCGUUUGCCCUCCGGGGAAAGGCGCUGGCUCUGCUCCCCACGCCCGCUCAUACCCCCUUUGCCUCGCUCCCUGCAGCCCUGGGAUUUUCUUCUUAAAACACAUGAUAAUCUGAAGUAACUGGAUUAACCUCCUGUCCGUCCCCCCCCCCCCCCUGCGGGCAGCUGGGCUGGAGACCUGCCACCAGCGGGGAGGUGACAGAGCCUCGCGAGGCCACCAGCCAAGCUGUGGUUUGCAGCGCGGGCAGGAGCAUCCACGGUUUGGCGUCCGCCGAAAGCCGGACCGGCUCUGCCGGCCGCGGCACGUGAGUAUUGCCCAUCACCUUGGCGGGGCUUGAAUCGGGCGGGAGAGGGGACUCAGGCCUGGGGUUUGGCUCCGGUUCGCAUUUACAGCAGUGUCACUCUUGUUUACUCUGCGGAGAAAUAAAUGAGACCGCAGACUUUUGCAUUCUCUGGGCAGGCUAUAUUUGUUGCCUUGGGAUUGAUGGGUUUUCUCCCCUUGGCCCUCUGCCCAGAAAAAGCAAAUUAUAAACAGAAGGAGAAUAUUGGUGUCAUGUCCUGGGCAUUAACCAAUGAAAGGGAAAAUGCUCCACUGGCCGCCCCCGGAUCGUAACAGUGUCCCAGCUCCUCGGUGCAGCUAAAUGGGGAAAAAAAAAAAAAAAAAAAAAUCCCAUGCAACUCCAUCCCAACGUGGUAGCGAUGAGGAGCAGAGGGAUACUGCUGCGGGGUUUCGGGGAGCAGUUCAGCAUCUCCUGGGACGGGACAGCUCGGUUUGGGAUAGGAGACAGCUCCCCCCACCCCCAGCAUCUCCCAUGGGUGACCAGCAGCGCUCCUGACCUCUGCAAAGGGCCGGGCUGGUGGGUUUUUUUUCUUGCUUUUUCCUCCAAACAGUCAGUGCUCUUGGCUGAGCGGAGCCAGGACGUAGUGGAGCAAUGUAAACACCAUCCUUCAGCAGGGCUGCCCGCGCAGCCGGCGUCCUGGGAAGGCAGCCUGCACUCUGUAACACGGAGUUUUCCCCUCACUGAUGGGAAAGGGCAAAGGCAGCCGUGGGUGUGGGGGCGAAACCCGUCCACGGGGCAUCGCACACGCUGGUGAAGCGGCAAGGGCUGGCAAACCUGCACCCCGGGGAUGGAAAUGCUGCCGGGACCAGCCAAGCUCGAGCCACGCCGCAGGUGCACAGAGCUCCCAAAACAGCCUCGCGCGGGGCUGCAGCGCCGCGAGGGAGCGUUUGUGCCGCUGGGUUUGGAUGGGAAUGGAAAAGCUGGCCCACAAUAAGCAGCCGGGGGAAGCACUGCAGGAGCAGGAUGGGGCCAGUCGACGGGCAGCCGUCGGCGUGAUCCGCGCCGCGCUCACGACAGAUAAGCAGCUCACUCUUGACUUUAAACAAAACCAAACAAAACAAAAAAAAAACCAUGCACCCAAAUCUAAUAAUAAUAAUAACUGCACUCUCAAGGGUUUGGGUGCUUUCCAGUUCUCACUACUAUAAAACUAAAAUUAGUUUUGUUGCAGAAGCCUCCAGUGAAAAAAAAAAAAAGGAACUAGGGCAAUAAAGCAAGGUAAGGUGUUACAGAAGCAGUGCAGGACCAGGCACCGUGGGAGGAGGAUUUGCAGCAGGGCUUCCCGGAGUUGUGUUCCCCUGAGCCCAAGGAGGUGUCUGGGAGAUGUCAGAGCUGUUGCGUUUCCCCA